AUGACGUACCACAUCAAGCGCCAGCCGGUGGAACUCCUCACCCUCCUGGACGGCGGUCUUCUUACCGAUUGCCUUCUCAUCGCUAAUGACGGCCGCCGCUUCCCCGCUCAUCGGGCCAUCCUGGCAGCCCAGUCGCCGCUCUUCUUGGACAUGUUCCAGAACCACACCGACCGCAACCGUACCAACGGCGAGUACGUGCUGAUGGAUCUCCGCGGGGAGGUUUUGGAGAAGUUGGUACACUUCGCGUACAGUCGACAACCGUUCACGGCGGAGCUGGGAGAAAUGCGGGAGAUGUGGUGUGUGGCGGAUAAGUACGGGAUGGCGGCGUUGCGGAGUGUCUGUCAGGAAAUGAUGAUGACGGAUGUGAAGAAGGACACAGCGUUGGCAUAUUUCGAUUUCGCUCGCCUGCAUGGAAUGAAGGAACUGCUAAAGAAGGCAGCCGUUUGUAUGGGCGACGAAUAA
Molecule: messenger RNA, 462 nt
Organism: Paramacrobiotus metropolitanus
Lineage: Eukaryota; Metazoa; Tardigrada; Eutardigrada; Parachela; Macrobiotidae
Product: TD and POZ domain-containing protein 5-like
Exons: 1
Coding region: 1-462 (153 amino acids)
Molecular function (GO): protein binding
Source: RefSeq, a predicted model, not a curated record